Molecule: messenger RNA, 2949 nt
Organism: Rhinopithecus roxellana (golden snub-nosed monkey)
Lineage: Eukaryota; Metazoa; Chordata; Mammalia; Primates; Cercopithecidae
Gene: C12H1orf216
Product: chromosome 12 C1orf216 homolog
Exons: 2
Coding region: 496-1185 (229 amino acids)
Source: RefSeq, a predicted model, not a curated record
AGGACGAGCAGAGCCCCGCGGCUGCUGCCUUAGGGGUUGUCCCGGCUGUGGGGAAGCCAUAGAGGAGUUUAAAGCCGGAAGGUGGUGACUAAUCAGAUUUCACUUGAAAAUGGCCCGGUGUCUGCAGUGAGGUGAACUGAUGGGAAGGGCCCAGGAGUGAACGCCAAUAGGAGAGAGCACCGGACCUGAAAGGCCUGGGUCAACGCGGCCCCGCGCGGGGGCGAGGCGGUUCCGGCGCAGAACCUGGCGCGCGGCUCCGCGGAAAACCGAACCGGCCCACGUGGGCUCGGCCGCUACGCCCCGCCCCGCCGCGCAGACGCCGCCUGACUCCGCAGUCCGGGCCUGGGGCUGGGCGCGCUGCCCGGGAACCCCGCACCCACGCUUGGACCGCGGAGACGCCCAGGCCGAGGAACCCCCAGCCCAGGGACUAGACACCACCAGGGCCGGGCGGAGCCAGAGCCAGACGCGCCGGAGCGGGCGCCUCUAGGCCACCAGAUGUUUGCCAUCCAGCCAGGGCUAGCUGAGGGGGGCCAAUUCCUGGGGGACCCACCUCCUGGAGUAUGUCAGCCUGAGCUCCAACCAGACAACAACUCCAACUUCAUGGCAAGUGCCAAGGAUGCUAAUGAGAAUUGGCAUGGGAUGCCAGGCAGAGUGGAACCUAUCCUGAGGAGGAGCUCCUCUGAGUCGCCCUCUGACAACCAGGCCUUCCAGGCCCCUGGAUCCCCUGAGGAAGGGGUGCGCAGCCCCCCAGAGGGGGCAGAGAUUCCCGGGGCUGAGCCUGAGAAGAUGGGCGGUGCUGGCACAGUCUGCUCCCCUCUGGAGGACAACGGCUAUGCCAGCAGUUCCCUGAGUAUCGACAGCCCUAGCAGCAGUCCUGAGCCUGCCUGUGGGACCCUGCGAGGCCUUGGCCCUCCCGAUCCCCUUCUGCCCUCAGUGGCCCAGGCUGUGCAGCACUUACAAGCCCAGGAGCGCUACAAAGAGCAGGAGAAAGAAAAGCACCACGUGCACUUGGUGAUGUACCGUCGCCUGGCACUGCUCCAGUGGAUCCGGGGCCUGCAGCAUCAGUUGAUUGACCAGCAGUCCCGACUACAGGAGAGCUUCGACACCAUCCUAGACAACCGGAAAGAGCUUAUUCGCUGUCUCCAGCAGAGGGCAGCACCAUCCAGGCCCCAGGACCAGGGCUAAGGGUGUGCCUCCACAAGUGUGCAAGGGUAUAUGUGUAUAUUUGCAGGCAUGUGUGAGGUUGUGCACUAGUAAGUACAUAAUUAUUUGCUGGCAUGAUUGCAGGUAGGCAUGAGUGUGUAUGUGCUAACACGUAGGCUGGUGUGUAUAGGAAUGUGUGAAUAAACAUGUAUAAAUGAGCUUAAGUGUGCUGUGUGCACAUGUGCACACACAAGCUAAUUUAUCUGCAGACCUAUAUGUGAGCAUGUAAGAGUGAACGUGUGUGUGUAGUAUGUAAGAAGAAUGAGGAAAUCUGUAUGUGCGUGUGUAGACAGGUACCCAGCAGUGUGUGUAUAUGCUCAUGAGUGAGGAUGUAUUUGCAAAAGAUGUGUGUGUCUAUGAGUGAGUUUGAGUGUGCAGGCUUGUGUUGGGUGUAUGUGAGGGAGCCCUUGUGUGUGCAGGGGUGCACGUGUGUGGCUGCAGGCAUGGGAGGUGUAUGUUAGCAUGUGUGUUUGCAGGCAGACUCAUGAGCAGGUACGUGCAAAUACAUAUCCAGCUGCACUGUGGGGUAUCCACCCACACCUUGUGUUCCUCAUGGCCUACCGCAGCCCUUCUUCUCCACUGGGUCCCACUGUUCCCUGGAGACAGAGAGCUAGCAUGCUGUCAUUUAUCUGAGGGUUGUGGCUGACCCAUUCUCCUGGGAUUUCCCAGGCCACCUCUCCUUUCCCUCACUUAACCCACACUUGCUCAGCUGAGGCUAUUGUCCCUGAUGUUGGCUUUGCUUGUAGGAGGUUUAGUGGCUGCUCUGGCCUGCCAUGGCAUUUUGGCUGCAAUUUUGUCUGGCAGUGGGUGGAGAACUGAUAUCAGGAAGGGGAACUGGGAGUAGUGAUGGAGAUGAUGGUGGGGGUGGGGACAGAGAAGGACAUAGGGGACUGUCCCUCUUGAACUCUGCCUUUGGGCACAUGGGAGAUGAGGACAGGGGAGAUGGUAAUAGUGGAACCCUGUGAAGAAUAGGAGAACGGGAAUUCUAAAAUACCAGUUCCCAAACAAACCACCUCUCCACUGGGAAAGGAGCUGUUGCAAACCCUGUUGAUUUAAGCUUCUGAUGAAAAGCAAUGUAUGUUAAUAAGCCUGCAAGGAACAGACAAGAUGUUCCAAAGCUGAUGAGGAAAAUAUCGCUUCCCUGUCUCUGCCUCUACCUUGCUGUGCCUCUCUGGCUUUAGAAGCAUUGGAUGUUGAAUUGGUUUGGUUCAUUUCUCUGAAGUCGGACUGUCAGGAGGAGCCAGAGGUUGGCUUUCUGGGAUGGGAAGGGGACAGUGUCAGCCUAAGCCUCUGGAAAUGCUUAGGAUGCUGAAUUUUAACCCCUUCUUUCACUGCAUGGCCCUUCAAACAGGGAUUGGCAGGCUCCGUGAGUUACAGAGUGGGUGAGUCUUGGAAAGAACCAAUGACUAAGGUAGCUGAGCUCUCUGUUUUGUUCCUGGGAGCCAAGAGAGUGCAAGAUCCUGGUGGGUGAGCAGUGGUAUGAAGAGGGGACACUGGUGGGUGAACAGUGGCAUGGAAGUCACUGAUGCAGCCUCUGGCCCUCAGUCUCCCUAUCAGCAAAGUGGGGGGCUCUUCCUGUCUAUCUCUAAAGAGUUUCAUCCCUGACAGGUGGAUGAGUGAAAGAUCCAGGGAGUGGGGGUGAGGGGUGGGCCCUGAAGACUUUUUGUCUGUAGCGCUUGCAUAUUGAGUGUGUAAACCCCGCCUUUGGACCAACGCAAGAUGAAUAAACUGGGGCAGAGAAUUAAA